Molecule: messenger RNA, 4712 nt
Organism: Styela clava
Lineage: Eukaryota; Metazoa; Chordata; Ascidiacea; Stolidobranchia; Styelidae
Source: RefSeq, a predicted model, not a curated record
UGUUUUCGUUUAUUUCACACUUGACUGAUUUUGUGAUUUGCGUUUUCUGUGAUUGCAACAUAACCUCACACAUUGAUGUUGCCAUGUUUCUAGUAUUGUUUUGUAAUUAUUUCUAGGUUUGUAUUGGGCAUAAUUAAUGCUGCUCAAGUAGGGUUUAGUACUAGUGUAAUUUAUGAUAUUUUCCUGAUGACAACCUACCCCGAUUUGCAGACUGUUAACGAAUUAGAACAUAGAAUUAUGCUAAUUUGUCCUGUGUUGCUAGGCCAGCUCUCUUUGUGUUGUUGCUUAUUUCUGGCAACGCUCGUUCUUUCGCUCGCUGCUUUCUGGGCGGGAAUGUUGGCAGUGAUUGUCUGCUCUCCAGUUUUGUUAGAUUUUUAGUUGUUUGAGGUCUCAGGAACCGGGUUUUUAAGUCAUAUAUAUAGUAAAAGUUACCUUUGAAUCUUUCCCAGCUCUAUUCGCGUUUAGAUGUUCGUUAUUCUCAGUAGGCUAGGAAAACAGUUGCAAGUAGUUAUUUCAUGAUAUUUUGUGUGUUUAUUUGUUAGAUCUGAUCAAAUAUAGAGCUAGUUAAAAUAAUAGUUCCAGUCAAAUAAUUGGUUGUUCUUUGAGUUGAAGGCUACAUCGUCAAAAAACCGUACAAAUUGACAACUGUAUACUGAUUCGUACUUUCAACUGUAAUUGAAUUUCAAUCGUACGUACACUGCAUUUUAAACGUACCUUUUUCGUGACAACAAGAAAUUUCAAAAGGCGAUUUGUACGCGUAUUUUUAUUGUGGAGUCUCGAAACGAUUCAGAGAGCAACCGUCCGUUAACACGUGUUGGCGCUAGAUAGCGACUCCGAUUUGGCGCCUACAUAAGUUUUUUGACGUUUGCACAAAAGCUGAAAAGAAAAUUGCACAUUAAUUCUGAAGUUGCCUGGUUGAAGUUAAAUUAAAAAUGGCAACGGCUGAUGCUCACUUAAAUGUCAAGGACAAUGAAGAUGAUUCAACAACAAAUGACGGUUCUGCAAAAUCAGACGUUCAUGAAACAACAAUAAUUGCAAUGUCAGUUGAAACACAACCUAAAUCAAGUCUUGCAUUGGCAAGUGAAAAUGUUGUGAGUGAUCAUUCUAGUGGUGUGAGUAAAGACUUGUUCCUAAGAAUACCUGAUGUGGAUUCAGUUUCUCACCUAAGUUCGCGAAAGAGCACUAAUAAAGAGAAGUCUGUAGCAUCUUGUGUUGCUGAAGAAAUGUCAACAAACACACACGUAAUGACCACAAGAUCAAAAGUGAAACAAAAAAAAUCAACUGUUUUAACUCGGGAUUGUUUGUCAAGAAAUUCAAAUAGACGAAGCUUGAAAACGUUUCGUAGUGCAAGUUAUCGAUCAACAUCUGUUGUCCAGUCACAUAAAUCAGCUCUUAGUGAGUCGCAAAUAGAAAACAUCUAUGAAGCACGAAAAAUAAGUCAGCAAAGAAAAACUGAGCUAGAGAAACAACAGCUCGGUAACCGGUUGCAACAAGAAAAAGAAAUUUGGGAAGAAAAUAACCAAAUUGAAGACUUGACACUGGAAAAAGAGUGGCAAGAACUCCUGCAACAACAACAAGUUGAGGAGGAGGAAUUAAGAAAAGAAAAACAACGUCAAGAAGAAGAGUUAAGAAAAGAAAAACAACGUAAGCGAGAAGCAUUUAUGCGUCGUCGCCAGGAAAUACAACAAAAAAGAAAGAUCGAAAACGUUACAUUCGAUCGACGUAAACAAAGAACCCUGCAAGAAAUCGAAGACAGAAGUCGACGAGAACUGCUGGGAUUGGACAUGGACUUUAAUGAAACUUUAGCAGAAAGUGGGAUAAUUGUUAAUAAAUCCCCAUCUGCUGUUAUUACUAAUGAUACUACUAAUCAACAAUCGACACAAAAUUCUGUAACUACACCAUCAGAACCUGAACCUGAUGUACAAAAUGCACCUGUAAUGUUACCUGUAACAACUGCACAAUUUUCACAACCGCAGAUCACACAAGUCACCAGAACGAAUAUGUUGAGUACCAUGAGUAGAAGGAGGACCAUCGCCGGGGAAAAUGGUGAGUCGGUUUUUCCUGCCUCUGAAAUUGAAAUUUGCAAUCCACAAAAUGUUAGUGUGACUAUGGGUGGUGAUGUUGCAGUUGAGAAUGUGUCUCAUGUGCCCGAACAAAUAAUUAGUACUACUGGGUCAUUGAAUCCCAGAAAUGUGUUGAAUGUUAGUUCAGGAGUGGCUACUACCUGUUCUUAUAUGCUGAAUGAUAGUACCGUUGCUCCCCGGGUGAGUGUGAGUGCGUGUACUAUGAACAAUGUGACUCGAAUACCUGAAAUGAGUGUGAGUUUACCAUUCACCUCACCUAUUUCAAAUGCUAGUCAGAUUCCAAUCUAUACUGCUCCUAAAGCAAGUUCUGUACCUGUAGUGACUAUGUCAAAUAAUGUCCCUUUGACAGGUGUGACCCAAAUGCCUGUUAUGCCUAACCAAGUUUUGUCAUACCCUCAAAUAAUUUAUGUACCCCAACCUCAGUUUGGUUUACCACCUUCGGAACACCCUACUUUUUCUGGAGAUGCUGCGGAGUACAGAUAUUUUUUGGAUAUAUUUGACACUGUAAUUGGAAGUAGAGUUCAAAGCCCUAAAGAAAAAAUGGUGUAUUUGCUUAAAUAUACAAAGGGUCCUGCUCAUGCACUGGUCAAAGGUUGCCAGCAUCGUGGAUCUGAAUGUUAUAAUGAAGCAAUUCAGUUGCUUGAUGAAACAUAUGGACGAAAAUAUCAAAUAGGGGAAGCUUGUAUAAAUUCAGUUUCCUGUGGUCCUAAUUUAAAAUUGGCUGAUAAAGAUGCCCUAACAAUGUUUGCCGCAGAGCUGAUGUCCUGUAUGAAUACAUUGAUAGGAAUUGAAUAUAAUAAUGUAUCUAUUAUGACAAUUGAUAAGAUGGCCAUGAGAAUGCCUCAUUCUUGGAGGGCGGGGUGGCUGUCUGUAGUUGAUGACGUUUUAAAUGAAAAGAAGGUGAAUUUAACAGUUGAACAUUUGGCGAAUUAUGUUCGAAAACGAACUCGUGAAAACACGAAUCUGCCUUCUAAUGAUUCGAACUCACCUCCAAAGCAAUCGAACCCUGUGAAAGGUCUGAAACCCUAUAGAUCAACAUUUGCUACAUCAGUUGUUGAUAGGCCUGUACGAAAAUGUGUUAAAUGCAAUAAAGAUCAUUUUUUGAAUCAGUGUGUUAAAUUUCGUGAAUUGAACUAUGAAGAUAAAAUUGAGUUUGUCAGGAACCGAAAGCUUUGUUUUUCAUGCCUCGAACCUGGUCACUGGAGCAAAGACUGUAAGCGAACAAAGCCUUGUAAGGUUGAAGGAUGCAAGAGAAGACAUACAACGGUUCUUCAUCCUCCAGACAAAAUCCAAAUUAAUCAUUCUGGGACAAAAGGUGAUGAAUCUCCUGUUUUGAAAAAUUUUGGCUCUCAAACACCUGAAACUGAAACCAAAUUUAAUGCAUUUGUUAAUACAUCUAAAAAUGAAAAGGUUUUGCUCAAUGUUAUUCCUGUUAAAGUACGUGUUAAUGGUGACAAAAAUGCUAUUGUGACAAACGCAUUUUUUGAUAAUGGUUCCACUUGCUCAUUCAUAAGUGAGUCUCUUAUGCACAAGUUAAAUGUUGAUGGUCUCAAGAUAAAUUUGAAUGUUCGUACAAUAAAUAAUGAGACUGAAAGUAAACAAAGUAUCAUUGUGAAAGGUCUUGAAAUUUCGGACUUUGAUGAAUCUGAAUAUGUGCCAUUGACGCCAUUAUUUUCAAACGAUAAAAUUGGUGUUGAGCAAUCUGAUAUUCCCUCUCAAAAGGACGUGGAUCAAUUUAUUGAAUUUGAGAAUGUUGUUAUACCAAAUAUUAAAUCUGAAGUGGGUCUUUUGAUUGGCAAGGAUAAUCCUAAAUUGCACAAACCAUUGGAAGUUGCCUAUGGCCCUCAUGACUAUUUUGCAUCUAAGACUGUUGCUGGAUGGAUGAUUAGUUGUCCACCUAAGAAGAAUGACAAUCAAGGUAAUCCAUGUAAUUAUUUUGUGAAAAAUGAAGUCCAUCCAUUGUGUCAAAUGUGCACGGAUGUCAUUGAUUCGGCUAAUAAUGAAAAGGACGAAAUCUCUCCUCGACAACAAAUGUUUCUUGAUAGGGUGAGCGAAUCUAUUAAGUUGAAAGAUGACGGACACUAUGAAAUUGAUUUGCCAUUUAUAAAUCCAAAUUCGAAAUUACCUUCAAAUUAUUUGCAAGUGAAACAGCGAACCGAAUCGCUCAAGCGUCGAUUUAUUAGGGAUCCAAAUUUUUAUUCCGAAUAUAAAGAUUUUGUGGAAAAUAUGUUAACUAUGGGUUAUGCAGAAGAAGUUUCUGAUUCUACUGAAAGUGAAGGUCAAAUUUGGUAUAUUAAUCAUCAUGGCGUUUAUCACCCUGAAAAGAAGAAAAUUCGUGUAGUAUUUGACUGCUCAUCUAAAUUUCAAGGAAUCUGUCUUAACGACGUUCUGUUACAGGGGCCGGACCUGGCCAAUAACUUGGUUGGUGUUCUGUCAAGGUUUCGCAAAAAUGUGGUUGCUGUACAGGGAGAUAUUCGCUCAAUGUUUUUACAAGUGAAGGUACCCGAAAAACACAGAAAUUAUCUUAGAUUUUUCUGGUGGGAAGACAGCGACAUAAAUAAACCCAUGAAAGAAUUUCGCAAUGACAGCUUAUCCAUUUGGAACGGUUUGCAGCCCAAGUUGCUGUAA